This is a messenger RNA of Eruca vesicaria subsp. sativa (arugula), 1181 nucleotides long. Lineage: Eukaryota; Viridiplantae; Streptophyta; Magnoliopsida; Brassicales; Brassicaceae. The record is from the annotation of a GenBank genome assembly.
CAAAUAUCGAUAUUGUCGCCGAUCAGGGGAUUUAAAGGUUCAUCAAUCGAAUCUCCGAUUUCUCGUGAGCAAUUAUUGCAAUGGUGCUUUCGCAGAAGAUUCAUGGAGCAUUCAAAGGUGCAGUGGAGAGGAUGACCGGUCCUCGAACGGUCUCAGCUUUCAAGGAGAAGGGGGUUCUCAGCGUCAGCGAGUUCGUUCUCGCCGGUGACAAUCUCGUCUCCAAGUGCCCUACCUGGUCAUGGGAAGCUGGUGAUUCAAGUAAGAGGAAGCCUUAUUUGCCAUCAGAGAAGCAGUUUUUGAUUACUAGGAAUGUGCCUUGUCUACGGAGAGCUGCUUCUGUGGCAGAGGAUUAUGAAGCUGCUGGAGGUGAAGUUUUGGUUGAUGAUGAAGAUAAUGAUGGUUGGCUUGCUACUCAUGGAAGACCUAAAGACAAAGGCAGUGAAGAUGAAGACUUGCCAUCCAUGGAUGCCUUGGAAAUAAACGAGAGAGAUACGGCUCAUCAGACGCCUAGGUGUGAUGGAGGCGAGGAGGAGGAAGAAGAUAUUCCAGACAUGGAAGAUUUUGAUGAGAUUGAUAAUGAUCCUGCAACUCUCCAGUCGAAUAUUCUUGUGGCUCAACAGCCAGAUGAUGAUAAUAUCCUUCGGACCAGAACAUAUGAUGUUAGCAUCACGUAUGACAAGUAUUACCAAACUCCCCGCGUUUGGCUAACCGGCUAUGAUGAGUCAAGGGUGUUACUGCAACCUGAACUUGUAAUGGAGGAUGUUAGUCAAGACCAUGCACGUAAAACGGUAACAAUAGAAGAUCAUCCACACUUACCUGGGAAACAUGCUUCAGUUCAUCCAUGUCGACAUGGAGCUGUUAUGAAGAAGAUCAUUGAUGUCUUAAUGUCUCGUGGAGUAGAGCCUGAAGUUGACAAGUACCUCUUCUUGUUCUUGAAGUUUAUGGCAUCAGUGAUUCCAACAAUCGAGUAUGAUUACACAAUGGACUUUGAUCUCGGUAGCUCAAGCACUUAAUUGCAGAUGGGACAACAUACAUUUGCUCUUGAUUGUGAGAAGCAAGAAAGUUAGUGGAAUGGCUCUUCACUGUGUAUAAUAUGGAUUCCUCUUUUUAUUUCUUUUAAAGUUAUUUCUUUUGUGACCAUAUAUUUUUAAUACUAUUAAUUAAAUGCAGUUAAAUGAUAA